This is a messenger RNA of Cygnus atratus (black swan), 1945 nucleotides long. It is a transcript of the gene DUSP1, whose product is annotated as dual specificity phosphatase 1. Gene Ontology annotation, cellular component: nucleus; cytoplasm. NCBI's taxonomy places the organism in Eukaryota, Metazoa, Chordata, Aves, Anseriformes, Anatidae. The record is from RefSeq and is a predicted model, not a curated record. The transcript has 4 exons. Bases 167 to 1276 code for a protein of 369 amino acids. Gene Ontology annotation, molecular function: protein tyrosine/threonine phosphatase activity; MAP kinase tyrosine/serine/threonine phosphatase activity. Gene Ontology annotation, biological process: protein dephosphorylation; endoderm formation; negative regulation of p38MAPK cascade.
CCCGGCCCCCAUUGAGAAAACGGCGGCGGCGGCGGCGGCGCGCCCCGAUAUAAGGCGUGCGGGGCCGCGCCGAGCCGAGCCGAGCCGCGCCGAUCGGGAGCGCUUCUUUUUUUUUUUUUUUGUUUGUGUUGUUUCCUUGCUUCGCUCCUCGGGGCCGAGCCGAGCCAUGGUGAACCUGCGGGUGUGCGCGCUGGAGUGCGAGGCGCUGCGGGGGCUGCUGCAGGAGCGCGCCGCGCAGUGCCUGGUGCUGGACUGCCGCUCCUUCUUCUCCUUCAACGCGGCGCACAUCCGCGGCUCCUGCAACGUGCGCCUCAGCACCAUCGUCCGCCGCCGGGCGAAGGGAGCCCUGGCCCUGGAGCACGUCGUCCCCAACGAGGAGCUCCGCGCCCGCCUGCGCCAGGGGCUGGUGCACACCGUGGUGCUGCUGGACGAGCGCAGCGCCGACCUGGAGCUGCCCAAGCGGGACAGCACCCUGCUGCUGGCCCUCGGCACCCUCUGCAGGGAAGCCCGCGGCGCCCGCAUCUGCUUUCUCAAGGGAGGUUACGAAGCUUUCUCGGCCGCCUGCCCCGAGCUGUGCACCAAGCCGGCCGCCCCCACCGGACUCAGCCUCCCCCUGAGCGCCAGCAGCGCCCGCGGCAGCGCCGACUCGGGGUGCAGCUCCUGCGGCACCCCCCUGUACGACCAGGGUGGCCCCGUGGAAAUCCUGCCGUUCCUCUACUUGGGCAGCGCGUACCAUGCCUCCCGGAAGGACAUGCUGGAUGCCUUGGGGAUCACGGCGCUGAUCAACGUCUCGGCCAACUGCCCCAACCACUUCGAAGGGCACUACCAGUACAAGAGUAUCCCGGUGGAGGACAACCACAAGGCGGAUAUCAGCUCCUGGUUUAAUGAGGCGAUUGAUUUCAUAGACUCUGUUAAAAACGAUGGAGGAAGGGUGUUCGUGCACUGCCAGGCUGGCAUUUCACGGUCAGCAACCAUCUGCCUUGCUUAUCUCAUGAGGACCAACAGAGUCAAGCUGGAUGAAGCCUUUGAGUUUGUGAAGCAGAGAAGGAGCAUCAUCUCCCCAAACUUCAGCUUCAUGGGGCAGCUGCUCCAGUUUGAGUCGCAGGUCCUUGCCCCCAACUGCUCAGCAGAAGCUGGGAGCCCCGCUAUGUCAGUAUUGGACAGAGGAGCAUCGACCACCACAGUCUUUAACUUUCCAGUCUCCAUCCCUGUUCACACCUCAUCCAGUGCUUUAAGCUACCUUCAGAGUCCCAUCACCACUUCCCCGAGCUGCUGAGAGGCAGGUGAAAAUACAGUCAGAACUCAGAUGUACUGUCUCAGAAGUGCAAUAACUAUGGGGACAGUGUCAUCAGUCACUUGUGUCUUGUGGGGAACCAUCCGUGCAUCCCAGAACACUGUCACGAACAGGGGAGCUCACCUGAUGCCAGAGAACUAGGUGUUACAGACUCUCUUGCUGUCUUCUAAAGCCAAUAUCUGGAUGCCUACGCAAAGAGCAAAGGACGCUGUGUUUUCCUGAGCUGUUCCCCCUUGUCUUCUGUUUGUCCUAAGCCUGCUGCACAUUUAGUAGUGUGCUCACCAGUAUUCCCAUUCCUGGACACUUUAAGCAACACUGAUGCUGUCCCCUCUUAUGACAAUCCUAUUUAUUUAUUUUUACAUUAGAGCAUUGUUUUGCCUUCAUGAACUUACAGUUUCAUUUCUAGAGAAACUAAAUACCUCAGCAUUUUUUGGUACUGUAAUCCUGUGUGUAUAUAUCUGUCAGCUCUUCUUGUUUCCCAAGCACUGACAUGAAAGCACCACAGGCGCGUGCUUUUUUGAGUUGCCAAGGGUUGUAUGUUUGAUUUAUUUAUGAUGUGAAAUAAUAUAUUUCUUCUUAUGAAGACAUAGUUUUGUUACGUGACUAUAACUUUUUAUACAAACAGAAUAAAUUAUGGUAUUUCUAUUGAAA